This is a messenger RNA of Vigna angularis (adzuki bean), 1397 nucleotides long. RefSeq names its product eukaryotic translation initiation factor 3 subunit I. Bases 208 to 1188 code for a protein of 326 amino acids. Gene Ontology annotation, cellular component: cytoplasm; eukaryotic translation initiation factor 3 complex, eIF3m. The transcript has 8 exons. Lineage: Eukaryota; Viridiplantae; Streptophyta; Magnoliopsida; Fabales; Fabaceae. Gene Ontology annotation, biological process: cytoplasmic translational initiation. Gene Ontology annotation, molecular function: translation initiation factor activity; protein binding; RNA binding. The record is from RefSeq and is a predicted model, not a curated record.
ACACUUGCAUACCCUUACCUAUUGCGUGCCUGCGUUCUGCGAUUGAGUAGCGGCUUUCUCUGCCGCGCUUCUCUUUCUUUUGCUUAUUCGCUUCUCAAAUCUCAAUACUCUUUGCCAAACAUCUCUUUUAGGUUUCGCGUUUCACGUUCCAGAGGCUUCACCUUUUACCAUUCUCAAAUUCGCGAAACCCUAAAACCCUAAUCGAAGAUGAGGCCGAUUUUGAUGAAGGGCCACGAGAGGCCACUCACGUUCCUCAAGUACAACAGGGACGGCGAUCUCCUCUUCUCCUGCGCCAAGGACCACAACCCUACGGUCUGGUUCGCCGACAACGGCGAACGCCUCGGCACUUACCGCGGCCACAACGGUGCCGUUUGGUGCUGCGACGUCUCAAGAGAUUCUGGUCGACUCAUAACGGGGAGUGCGGAUCAGACCGCGAAGCUAUGGAACGUGCAGACUGGUCAGCAGUUGUUCACCUUCAAUUUUGAUUCUCCGGCCCGGUCUGUCGAUUUUUCUGUCGGGGAUAAGCUCGCUGUCAUUACCACUGAUCCUUUUAUGGAAUUGCCCUCUGCAAUCCAUGUCAAGCGCAUUGCAAAAGAUCCCUCCGAACAGACUGGGGAGUCUGUGCUUCUCAUUAAGGGUCCUCAGGGACGAAUAAAUAGAGCUCUUUGGGGACCACUCAACAGAACCAUCAUUAGUGCUGGUGAAGAUGCUGUUAUUCGAAUUUGGGAUUCUGAGACGGGAAAAUUGCUUAAGGAGUCAGACAAGGAAUCUGGCCAUAAAAAGACAGUGACAUCACUUGUCAAGUCUGCGGAUGGUUCACACUUCCUUACAGGCUCUCUGGACAAGUCUGCUAGGCUUUGGGAUACUAGAACAUUGACUCUUAUCAAGACCUAUGUCACAGAACGGCCAGUCAAUGCAGUUGCAAUGUCGCCACUUCUUGAUCAUGUGGUACUUGGAGGUGGUCAGGACGCAUCAGCUGUUACAACCACUGAUCAUCGUGCUGGAAAAUUUGAAGCCAAAUUCUAUGACAAGAUUCUUCAAGAAGAAAUUGGGGGCGUGAAAGGGCAUUUUGGACCAAUUAAUGCAUUGGCUUUUAACCCUGAUGGAAAAAGUUUUUCAAGUGGAGGUGAAGAUGGUUAUGUACGGUUGCAUCACUUCGACUCAGAUUAUUUCAACAUCAAAAUAUAGUGCUGGAUGAUCCGUGGUUAAUAUUAGAUGUGGUUCCUAGAAGUUAGCUUUUAGUUUCUUUCAACUAAUGAAAUGCCGAUAUGAUUAUAUGUUGGUAAUAUGGAGGGAUUUAUGAAUUAAAUUAUGCCUUUUUCUUUUAUGCUGUAUUAACUUAAACACUAUCAAUUUUGGUUUGAGGGGAAUUCAUACUGAAGGAGUUUUUCUUUGAA